AUGUUUAAACCAACGCAACCAAUGCUGGCGCGUGGUCGCUUGCGCUUGACCACCAAGCAAGUCAAUGGCGGAUACUACAAGGGAAAUCGCACUGGCUCCAUGGGUUCCUUCGACAAGAGAGGCACAUACCGGCCUGAUGCUACCAAGCACCGUGUCUACAUUGCCGCGGAAAAGCUUGAUAUUCCCGGGAAGAAUGAUACCGCUGAGAACAGCAAGGAACCAUUCAAGCUCACCCCCUUCAUCACAAAACACAUGCGCCAGACACCCUCAAACUACGUCCAAGAUAUCGAGAGAAACGGCAGAACAUCCACUGUGAUCCGAGCAUUCCAGGGUACAGACUAUCUGCAGAUGUGGGCCGACAGUGCUGAGGCCGAAGAGGCCCGGCGAACACAACCCAAACCAGAGAAGAUUGAAACUGCGCCGAUCUCGAAGCUCGAGCAAAUUGAGCAACAGCAACUGGCAACAAAGCCAAGGCCCAAUUAA
This is a messenger RNA of Penicillium soppii, 483 nucleotides long. Its product is annotated as mitochondrial 54S ribosomal protein mL41. The transcript is spliced from 2 exons. The record is from RefSeq and is a predicted model, not a curated record. NCBI's taxonomy places the organism in Eukaryota, Fungi, Ascomycota, Eurotiomycetes, Eurotiales, Aspergillaceae. The coding region runs from base 1 to 483 and encodes 160 amino acids.